This is a messenger RNA of Salvelinus sp. IW2-2015, 1597 nucleotides long. Its product is annotated as rab9 effector protein with kelch motifs. The record is from RefSeq and is a predicted model, not a curated record. Lineage: Eukaryota; Metazoa; Chordata; Actinopteri; Salmoniformes; Salmonidae. Gene Ontology annotation, molecular function: protein binding.
UGACGUGGGAGCGGCUUGCCACAGGGGGUGUGUCUCUUAGAACCAUCAGACACAGUUCCGUCUCCGUGGGAGACAAUAUUUAUGUCUACGGUGGGCUCCUAGACGGUGUCCCCACUGAUGACCUCAUGAUGUUCAACACAGUCUCUCUGAACUGGACCCCAGUCAAGACCACUGGCACUCUGCCAUCUGCAAGAUACAACCACACGUUUGCUGUAGUCAGUGAGCAGGUGUUCAUGUUUGGGGGAUGUGCUGAGGAUGGCUGCUACUACAAAGAUGUUCAUGUUCUCAACACGGAAACCCUGGUGUGGCAGAGGUAUGGUGUGAAGGGGGAGUCUCCCCUGGCCUGUGCAGGUCAGACCCUCACAGCACAUCAUGACAAGGAUAUUUACUUGUUUGGUGGAAAAUGCACCAGUCAGGAUGGAACAGUCACAUCAACAAAUGAAAUUCAUAAACUAAGCAUUGCUAAGAUGAAAUGGAAGGUGCCUCUCUAUGUGGGGAUUCCUCCGGCCCGCCGUCAUGACCACACAGCCUUCAUCCUUCACAGCCAUAUAUAUGUAUUUGGUGGCAAAAAUGAAGAACAAGAAUUCAAUGACCUGAAGGUGAUGAAAUUGAUUAACCCAUCCGAAAGACAGCCAGUGAUGAAGGAGAUUCUAUCUGAGUUUGGGCUUCAGGGAGUCAGCCAUGGCUUCGCGCCGACAAAGGUCCCCAAUGUCAAAUAUGAGCUGAGUGAGUCUCCAUCUCUGUUUUCUGUGAGGACGGAUGCAGCUGCCUCUGCACAGGUUAUAGCCCAAAGAGACUUCAGUGCCGUCCGAGAUGAGGCGAUGGAUAUGAUCCAUAAAGCUUUCUCCAUGCUUGAUGGAGAGUUCCAGAAGCUUGACAGAGAAAGGUCAGAGCUUGCUCAGUCUGCAGCUGCUCUUCAGUACAAGAGAGAAGCUCACCAAGCCCACCAUCAGCAACAGGAGGAGGAACUACAGGAAAUGCUUGAGCGACACAGAGCCCAGAAUGAGACCUGGCUACUUGCACGGGCAGAGGAGAAUGACAAGGAAAGGAAGGGGCUGUGUAAACUCAGGGAGGAGAUUGUGCACGAGCAGGGGAGACUGAAAGAGGAGCAGGAAAACAUCCAGAAACGCAGCGAACACCUCCUAUCCAUCAUGCAACAGUUUAAAGGCAUGUAAAGACACGUAACCAUGGCAACCAACUUGGACGUGCCGAGUUUGUGGGUGUGGCUUACUUUCCCAAGGAUGACCAACUCAAAAGCGUCUGUAAAAAGGAAAUGUGACAUUCAUUUGUGUUUUUCCAGUCGUGGGUGUGUUUGAUUGGUUAGCAUUUUGUAUAUAGCUAAGAUUAAUUGUUGUUGUCUUUUGCCAGAUAGUCAUAAUAUCUUUAGCGAGACAGGGGGAUAAUUUUGACACUGUCAAAAGAACAAACACCACUCAAGGCAUUUGUUUAAACCUCAGGAAUGGUUGCUAAAAAUUCCUAGGACAUAUCAAAAUUGGUCAUGAAAGGUCUAAGCAAAAUGUUGUAAAGCAGAAUAAUUAACUGAGUUGUAGAUUGAUGUAGCCUAAUCAUAUUCAUAAAAAUGUUGGAUUAUUUGGCA